AUGACAACACAAGGAGCUGUUACCGAUGAUCUUCUUUCCAAGCUGGCUGAAGACAUCGAGACAGGUGAACAGAUGGAGGGCUUAGGACGAACACUAGGGUUCAACGCUGCAGCCAUCAAUAGAUACACAGAAACUAACAGACUAGAAGGACGAGUCACUUGCAAGGGAACACGUGACAUGCUGUUUGACUGGAGACAGACCGUGGAGCCUGCCGACCAGCAUCUCAGGCUGAAACAAGCUCUUAUUGAUGCUCAUCUAGUCACGCUUGCUGAAACUCAUCUUAAAGAGACAAUAACCACUCCGGACAUAUACAGUGAGAAGAUUUCGGAAUCUCUGACUGUUCGAAAAUGUCGCACAAUCUUGGAGGAUACAUACUCGACAGAGCUAUGCAAAAUUCAAAUGAAACCGUGGGACAAAGAUGAUUAUGCAGAGUUUGAAGAAAUGCACACCGUUGUUACUAUGGUAAAGAAAGACUCUCAUGGAGAAGAUAUUAAGGAAAAGGAAAUACUUAAAGGCUCAGCUGGGAAAAUAUUUUCAGCAAAAGUAAACGGAAGGUUUCCACCUCGAAUCCUUAUUUCGGCUCCAGCAGGACGAGGAAAGACGACAGCUGUGGCUAAGAUGGCACACGACUGGAUUCACAAAGAACAUGGGUCAGGAUUAGAGGACUUGCCACUUCUGUUUGUUGUAAAGUUUCGAAAUACAAGUAAAACAACAUCGAUUGGAGAAGCCAUCAUAUCGCAACUCCUGAGUGAUGUUGAUGAUCUGACACCAGAGGGGCUAGAAAGUUUUAUCAGACAGCAUCAGGGAAUCUGUCACAUUGUACUUGACGGGCUAGAUGAGUAUGCUGGGAUUUCUUCCACAAGCAACAUCUUAAGCAUUCUCCAAUGGAAAAUGUUUCGACAAUGUCGAGUUCUUGUUACAACUCGACCUCACCUGGACGACUUUUUCAGUCAAGGGGAUCUACCAAGGGUAUACACGAAGAUGGUGAUCGAAGGCUUCUCACCAGAGAGCUCCCGUAAUUACAUCGACAAGUUCUUUACUUCCAUUAACAAGUCUAUGAGUGCAGAUGGUCUGAAGGUUUAUCUUGAUGAGCAACCAUUAAUUGAGGAACUGGUAAAAACGCCACUGUUUUGCCUCAUGGUUUGUCACCUAUGGUCUGAAGAUCCACUUCAAAGUGAUAUUACAAAUCAAACAGCAUUACUCGACAAAGUGAACGUGUUUUUAAUGCACCAUGCGAAUGCUCGUUCACCCGGCUUGAUAGAAUCAACCCAAAAUCUGACCAAAAUAAUCCUCAAACUUGGUGAAGUUGCUCUAACUGGUUUGCUCAAUGAUUCUAAGAAGUUAGUAUUUAAGUCUCGUGAUUUUCUGAGAAUUCCUUCUAUCCUGCAUAUGGCAUGUGCCCUUGGAAUAGUGUCUAAGACAGUUGUUUCAACCGGACGUCUUCCUCAAACAAGCGAAACAUCUAUAACUACUAUUGAGUUUUAUCACAAACUUGCUCAAGAACAUGCAGCUGGGAAGUUCCUUGCCGAUGAAACAAAUCGCUUUAUGUUUGCUUUCAAGAUUAGUAAGAUAGACCGAGUACUGCGAAAGAUUAACAGAAACAUUAGUGAAUAUGAAAAUCUUAUUCGCUUUGCUGCUGGUACGAAGAACAACCUCUGCGUAAGAAUAAUGGAAACGCUCCUUACAAAUAGCUAUUUAUCUGAGAGUGAGCGAUAUCGUAUUCUCCUCGAUUGUUCGUCAGAGUCUGGGGUUAACGUUGGGGGUGUGUCAUCGUUGAUUCGGAGGUGUGUGACGGCACAGAGUAUGAUCUUAAAGUCACCAACAGUAUAUACUGCAGUUGGGAUGCGAAAUCUUCCUAGUGAGCUGAAACAGAAGGUUGUUCAUGUGCAGUUCGAGGAGUCAAUCCUGGCAACCGCUGUGACAGAUAGACUAUGGUCCUGUCUUAAAUCAUUUCCAGAACUAGGUUACCUCACCAUCUCAGACUCAUCUCUCAUUUUCCCUUCAUCUCCUCCUGAACUACCAUCCGUCAUAAAGCUAUCAGUCAAUAAAGUGACGUUACAAUGCUACGAAGGGUUGAUCUCAUCACUACCUGGGUUGCAAGAUAUCGAUGUCGAAGAUGCAGCUAGAGAUGACUUUGUUGAAUAUGUCGAAUCUUCAACACGUUUGACAUCAUUGCAACGACUUGAGAUAAAGUGA
Lytechinus pictus (painted urchin) is the source of this 2196-nucleotide messenger RNA. RefSeq names its product protein NLRC5-like. NCBI's taxonomy places the organism in Eukaryota, Metazoa, Echinodermata, Echinoidea, Temnopleuroida, Toxopneustidae. The record is from RefSeq and is a predicted model, not a curated record. The transcript has 3 exons. The coding region runs from base 1 to 2196 and encodes 731 amino acids.